Molecule: messenger RNA, 1410 nt
Organism: Malassezia globosa CBS 7966
Lineage: Eukaryota; Fungi; Basidiomycota; Malasseziomycetes; Malasseziales; Malasseziaceae
Exons: 1
Coding region: 1-1410 (469 amino acids)
Biological process (GO): translational initiation
Cellular component (GO): eukaryotic translation initiation factor 2B complex
Molecular function (GO): translation initiation factor activity; guanyl-nucleotide exchange factor activity
Source: RefSeq, a predicted model, not a curated record
AUGAGCAGCAGCGGAAGUCUUGAGCAGGUGAUACACGAUCGUGCAUCCCUCAUAGCCGUGAAAGAGCUGGAAAACAAGCUCCGGCGGCAUCAGAUUGUGUCGACGGAGGCUAUAGCGCAAGCGACUGCAAAGACAGUGCGAACUGUCAUCAGUGCAACAAAAGUGUGGCAGCUAGAUGAGCUCGUUCGCAUCAUUCGCAUAGUCGGUCACCAUUUGCAAAAUGCGCACCCGUUUGAGCCCGUGAUCGGCAAUGUGACGCGCCGCAUUCUGUACCUGCUUCGCGAAGAGGUCAAAGCACUUACAACGCUUGGAACAGGUGCAGCAAGCGCAGGUGCAGAAGCGCCUUCUUCCAGUGGCACUGCCCGCACACCGCCCCACCCUUCGGUCGUGCAAUCCCUUGCGGCUCUGUCCAUGUCGAUGCCAGCAUCACCAGCAUCUUCCAUGCAUGCUAGCUUCGAGAUGCCAGUAACACCAGCGCCGAAUCGCUCCUUCUCCAUCUCUGACUUGGUAUUCCCCUCAUCGACCAUGGCGACGCCUCCUACCUGCGCUAAUGCUCAGUCGGCGUAUACGUCGGACGUCAACAGAAAUGCAACCGUUUCGCCAGGCAACGUGUCUUCGCCUCUCGACACGCCGUCGCAGGACGGCAGUGAAUCGCCUCAGCGCAUGUCUGACUCGAUGUCGUCAGACGAUGAUGCAAUCCCUGUCAUACCAUCGCAUGCGUACCAACUCAAACCGCUUCUCAUCCAGGCGAUUCAGGAAUUGCUCGAUGAAUUCGAAUCGGUCGAUACCAGCAUUGCAAAAGAUGCGCGUGACCAUAUCCAUUCUGGCGAAGUCAUCCUGACGCUUGGCUACUCAACUACGGUGCAGACGUUCCUGCGUGCAGCAGCCAAACACCGCAAAUUUAUUGCCGUCGUUCCUGAGUCUGCACCUAGCUUUGCUGGGCAUGAAAUGGCACGCGCCCUAGCGGCCGAUGGCUUGUCAGUGCUUCUGGUGCCUGACUCGAAUGUGUAUGCACUGAUGCCGCGUGUGUCCAAAGUGAUCCUCGGUGCGCGUUGUGUACUUGCCAAUGGCGGCAUCCUCGCCUCGAUCGGAGCCAAGGCCAUUUCUAUGGCUGCCCGCGAGCACAGCACACCUGUCGUCGCUUUGGCUGGCGUAUUUAAAAUUUCGCCCGACUGGUCAUGGGUCAGUCCUGAGCGCCUGCGCACAGGCAAUCAGGGCCCUACCGCACAGCUUGUCAACUAUGCAUCGUCCCAUACGCUUGCUGAAAAAGCAGAGAUCGAGAACCCCCUAUGGGACUUUGUCUCUCCAGCCGACAUUGAUGUGAUCAUAACAAAUGUCGGUGAGCAUCCGCCGUCAUAUGUGUAUCGCUUGAUCCAAGAGAACUACCAUGAAGAAGAUUUGAAUUUGUGA